Vigna angularis (adzuki bean) is the source of this 2745-nucleotide messenger RNA. Its product is annotated as F-box protein At5g39450. The coding region runs from base 444 to 2321 and encodes 625 amino acids. The record is from RefSeq and is a predicted model, not a curated record. Lineage: Eukaryota; Viridiplantae; Streptophyta; Magnoliopsida; Fabales; Fabaceae. Gene Ontology annotation, molecular function: protein binding. The transcript is spliced from 2 exons.
AUUCAAAAGUUAACUUUUGGACCAACCACUAUGAUACAGUUACUGUUCUGUUUCGAUGACACAACACAGAAGAAGAAUACUACUGUUUUGUGUUAUGUUAUACACAUUUUGAGUUAAAGUGGGUUGACUUGACUCACUUAACCACUUUCUUUCCAUGAAUUUAUCGCUGUCGCUGCACUCAAUUGGAAUUCUGUGUUUGUUUUCAAAACCACCCCAAAACGCGUUUCACAAUCUCCGAAUUUCACACACCGUAACAACCCAAUUCGCUUCAGGUAGGUAUGCGUCUCUGUCAUUCAACAUUUCGUAGACUUAUACUUAGACUCAAUAGUUGAAGAUCACUUGGGGUGGGAGAUUCACAAUUCCUGUGUGUAGCUCACACUUGAGCUUAAAGUUCAUUUCUUUUCUAUCAAAUUUUAUUUGGGUUGAAUUGGGUUCAUUCCAUUAUGUCUUGUGAUCCAAGCUUGCUCCUGUGCCUACCCGAUGAUUUGUUUGGCAUGGUGUCGCGGUUCCUCUUACCCAGAGACGUGUGCAAUCUCAGUCUCUGCUGCAAGAGUCUCCAUGCCGUUGCAUCUUCUGAAAAAGUGUGGCUCACUCAGUGUGACAAGGUGGGGGUGUUGCCCCUCGUGGACCUUGUUCAGUGGAGGGAGGGUGUGUCGUCUUACAAGGCUCUUUGUCGUUUCCUUUUGAGGGUUAAGCCGUUGCUUGGAAUAUGGGUUCAUCAGAACCCUGAGCUUGGUAACCUUGUCUAUGUCAUGCCUGGUUUUCUUUCGGUUGUCGGGUGCCGGAUAAUUCCUCAGGAGCUUGGUCAUUUGGGGAUUCAAGAUGGUCCUAUCCAAUGGUCAUCUGUGUUUGAAGUUAUUGGUGAUUUUAAUGGUUCAACCAUCUUUUUUCUCCAUGGAAGGGAAGAGGAGACAGACUACGUUCAUCCUGGUUCUGUCAAGUAUAUAGAUGAGUCUUGCAAUGUGUUGUUGCUUGAGAUUGAAGCCAGGGAACAAGACAAUGGUGGUAGUAGUAGUAGAAAUAGUAGUAGUGCUAUGUUGCAGACUGGGAGCUUGCAUGAUUCGGGUGCGAUGAUAUCAGGAAAGGCUUGUAGGUCAAGCAGUGAGAUCUCUAGGUUACAAAGAGAGGGUGGAAAUGCUGAGGCAACAGUUCCCUUCAGCAAGUUGUGUUUUAGUGACAGAAGAAAGUUGCUUGAGGUCACCUGCGGCCUAGUUCGACAAGAGGUUCCUGGUAUGGCUGCUGGACCAUUGUUUCCUGCGGUGAGAGAUGACUGUGACAACUUUCAGAAAGAUUUGGUGCUUUUGAAGGAAAGAAGAGCAAUCCUUUGUCAAAUAUGCAGCCAUGGUAGUGGCCGGAUUGACAAUGAAGAAAGUUCUCAAGGGGCAGAGAGUCCAUUGCAAUUAGAGCAGGAUGACAUAAAAAAGAGUUGUAACUGGUCCAAGGAUUUGUCUGAUCUUUUGAACAAGGAGAAUGGUCGCAUACAAUGCACAAAGAAGAAAAGUCUCGGUGGAUAUUUCUGGGGUGGCUUUAAGCAGAUGCUUAGAAAAUCUAGUUCAGUUAAUGAAAGUUAUGCAAUUUUCGACAAGUUUACUUCAAGACGUGAGAUGAAGCAUGCGCGGCUUGAAGAUUUUCUUAGAUCUAGUAAUGAAAUAGGGCUAACAUUAAAGGCGUCAACUGUAAAAUUCUCUUCUUAUCGCGCAUGGCCAAAUAUGCCUGAUAGUUGGUUUGCACUUUUCAAGAUGCCCUUGCAAGUUCCCUCAGCAGAUCAAAUUUAUGCGGGUUUGUGGGGAGGAACUUUUGGUUGGCCUCCUGGAAAACCUUCUCAAGACAAGCCAGGAAAGGCUCUGUUCAUUGUUCUGCUCUCUUAUGAGGAGUCCCAAGAACAAAAGCUUCUUAUUGCAACAAAAAUACUGGAAGGCACUCACUAUGUGUUGCAUCCUAAUGGUUCGGCAAUGUUUAUAGUGGAUAUCAAUGAUCCUUCGUCUGAUUCCUUUCCCUUUGACUCCAAUAGAGACACCUUGUCAGUGGAAAUCAAACAUGCUUUCACAGGAGAGGGUAUUUCAAAUGGUUAUGGCUUCAGAUACCCUGGAUCAAAGCCCGGUUCCCUCUUUGUAUUUGAAAAUGGUGUCCUUGCCUUUGUUUGGAAGGACACUAGGGUUGUCUUGACUUUGCAAAGACUCGACUUGCAACAACUUUUGAAGAAAGGAGAGAGAGUACCCUCUCUCCCUCCCAUCAGCAAUUUUUCUUAUUUGACCAAGUCCUACUCAAAUGUUUUUACAGGCUUUCCAAGUUCUUCCACUUCCUCUCCUUCACCAAGGUAAAGACAACCCAGUGUAUUUUUGAAUUUGGGACUGCAUGGAUUUUGUGUCCAACUUCCAGUAUUAUAACAGGUUAAGAAGAGCAUGAUAAACUUCUUGGCAGCUGUUUAUUGUUGCUGGAGUUGCAUUGCUUUUUGUUGUCACACAGAAUACACAUCUUGCUGCCGUUGGUGCUAUGUUACUGUCUUUUGAAGAUCAAGGAUCAAAGAUCAAAGAUUAAAGUAUUGUGAACUAUUUUUUGUCCUAAAGUAUUACCCUCUCUGCUUUAGUUGUAUACACAGUUGCUUGUUACACAAAAAGUAGGAACUAUUUGUGCAUGAAAGAUCCUGAUGAAGUUUUGAUCUACAUACAUAUUCUGAAACUUCAUAACAGAUGAUUUCAAACACUGUUAUUACUGCAUCCAGUAAAAUAUGAUUAAUAAUUCGAA